AUGCAGGAAGAAUCUGGAGCAUUCCCUCCUAGGCGACGCGUGCGGUCAGGUUGCUUGACCUGUCGAGGUCGGCGGCGAAAGUGCGACGAGGGAAAGCCAGUCUGCCGGAAUUGCACAACCAAAAACCUGACGUGCCGCUACGGUCUAAACAUCACGUUUGUCGACUCUCGAAGGCGCGCGUCGACACAAGCAAAACCGUUGUCGACUGACAAUAUUAUCGCCCAGAAUGAAUCUACACCACGACGCCAAACAUCCGGUACCGGCGUCUCACGUCCCCGUGGAACCCGACCACCCUUGAGGACGACCAGUACACUUCAACAUCAACAGAAUGCGUCCGAGUCAUCCUCGGAUAGCCAAGGAAUCCAGAAUCAAAAUGGAAGUAUAUCGGAGCCAUUAUCGGACAGGGGAGUAAUCCAAUACCAAAAUACAAUUGAGCCAACGUCACGGCACUCGGCCAUUCAGCCAGAAUUUCCACUCCCAGCAUCACCGCAGACUUCUCGAACCCCGUUUCCAGAAGACUUUGACUCAUUUGGCUCGAUUGAAACGCCGUUCCCUCAACCGUCAUCGCUUUCUGUCCCAGAUGAUUCCCGAGACUCCACUUUGGAACGGUUAUUCCCCCGUUCUGACAUUGCCAACUCGGAAGCCAUCCUCGAUGAGGAGGAUGAACAAGGUGUCAUAGAGCUUUUCACUUUUUUCCGGUAUCAGAUUGCACCGCGGCUGGAUCUGGGUGUGGGAGAGGCAUAUUUCGGCAUCGAUGCACUGCUGAAGGCCAAAACAUGUGGUGCCUUGUGUAAGAGUAUCCUGGCAUUGUCUAGCUGCCAAAGGCAUCUUUCGCAGGGCAUUCAUCCAGAAGCUGAUGAUGCAAGAUCUGCCGAGUAUGCCCUGAAGGCGACACUAUCGGUUGCCAACGCGGGGGACGAGGAUAGGGUGACGGCUCUGAUUCUGCUAACAUUAAGAGACAUGAUCCUAAAUCCUCCUGGAAGCUGGAGCAAUCUUGCACUGGCCCUACAGCAGGACUUGAAUGUCCGAUCGGACAGUCUGCAAGAAGGACAGUGGCAGGUUAUGGCACGCCUCGUCAUCGCAGCAAGACUCACGGCUUCUAUCUCGACAAAUCGAGUUGAUCUUUCCUUCGUUGUUGAAGGUGCCAGAACAGUCUUGCCAGGGCAGACGUUGACCAACAAACAACAGCUUCACCAAGCAUUCUCUAACCUAGCGCGCGCAUUGAUGAUACCCGAUAAUACCUUCGAUACCGGACAGCGAACAAGGUUGCCCGUGGCUGCCGUCUGGCAGUCGUGCUGGAGUGACUGUGAAUUGUGGUACUUUGCGAGAAAUGAAGAAAUGCAACAAGUUUUUGAAGUUGACAACUCGGACUCUGUGACUGCAGGCAGCUCAACCAGUCCACCAUUUCCAAUCAUUAUCUUCAGUAAUUCUUGCGCUCUGAUGGCGAAUUUCGCUCACCAUCUGACUGCAAUCCAUUUGCUGCAUCACAAACCCCGGCUGAUCAGGCCCAUUGCGGGAUCUGGAUGGUCAGUAUCGCCCGCAUGGCACGCUCAGAGACUCGUCGGCACCAUUUCUGCUUUCAAUGAAGCCGAGAUCUUUGACCCUCUUGUGGUUGCCGGUCUGAUAUAUGGGGCCAGAAAACUAAGCCACCCGUCUCAAUUGGCUGUGGUGGCAAACAUACUGAGAAAAGCGGCACAGACGACCGGGAUGCAGCUGCAGCAAGAGAUUGAAAAAACUCAAUAUGCUCAUGGCAAAACGACCGGCUGA
This is a messenger RNA of Fonsecaea nubica, 1767 nucleotides long. RefSeq lists its product as hypothetical. Gene Ontology annotation, cellular component: nucleus. Bases 1 to 1767 code for a protein of 588 amino acids. The transcript has a single exon. The record is from RefSeq and is a predicted model, not a curated record. Gene Ontology annotation, biological process: positive regulation of transcription by RNA polymerase II. Gene Ontology annotation, molecular function: transcription cis-regulatory region binding; zinc ion binding; DNA-binding transcription factor activity, RNA polymerase II-specific. NCBI's taxonomy places the organism in Eukaryota, Fungi, Ascomycota, Eurotiomycetes, Chaetothyriales, Herpotrichiellaceae.